This is a messenger RNA of Zonotrichia albicollis (white-throated sparrow), 1587 nucleotides long. The record is from RefSeq and is a predicted model, not a curated record. NCBI's taxonomy places the organism in Eukaryota, Metazoa, Chordata, Aves, Passeriformes, Passerellidae.
GCAUGAAUUAAUACUGUGGCAUUAACAAUUCUUCAUCAGUACCAAUUACAGUACAUUAGCUGCUACUGCUGGAGAGCACAAUAGUCUCUAAUAUGCGUCAUUAAUGUGUAACAGAUCCCUCUGGGUCAUGCCUUACCCACCCUAGAUAAAAGCAGCAAUGGAGGCGGGCAGGGAUUUGCAGCCAGUGCCCCCCUUUGGGGCUGGCUCUUACUCCAGGGCUAUCAUGGUCCCAGUGGCACCGUGAUCCUGUGGCAAUGCUGCUGGGGUUGGCAGGGGCCCCUCCAGCCUCACCCAGGGUCAGGUUUAGCACUGCCACCUGCAGAGCCCCUCUCCCAGCUGAGCACAGUGUCCUCAUCCAUCCACAGAGGCCAGAGGCUCUCAAACAUCUGGAGGAUGGCAAUGGUGGUGUGCAGGCAGCGUCUGCAGGGCGAGAUGGCACGGUGGGCACUGGCACUGGCACUCUGCCUGUCCCUGUCUGCAGUGGCAUCUGCCGACUGUGUCACCCAGUGCUCCCUCUGCGCAGCCCAGAGCCGCGGUGCCGAGAGCAGCGUCCAGCCCCUGAUGUGCCUGUGGGAAUGCCAGGGCUCCUUGUCACCCGGCCCCGAGUGGGAGAUGUGCAGGAAGGCGCUGGCGCUCCUGGCCCCACUGGUGGCCCUGGCCGAGGGGACAGAGCCAUCCCCACAGGAGGCAGAGGAGGAUGAGGCAGAGCCAGAGCAGGCUCUGGGCGCUGCAGAGCUGCCACCAGCGCCGGCCAAGCGCUACGGGGGCUUCAUGAAGAUGAUGUCCAAGGCGAGGCUGCUGUCCCUGCUCCGCGAGAACGCUGCACAAGCGCUAUGGGGGCUUCCUGCGCCGCAUCCGGCCCAAGCUCAAGUGGGACAAUCAGAAGCGCUACGGGGGCUUCCUGCGGCGGCAGUUCAAGGUGACCAUGCGGUCGGACGAGGACCCCAGCGCCUACUCAGGGGAGGUCUCAGACCUAUAGAGCCAGGCGUGGCUCCCCACACUGCCACUGCCACCCCGACCGUGCCAUCACCCCCAGCCCUGUCCCCUGCCCGGCCCCGUGUGGCUGGUGUCACCCUUGCCUCAUUUGCUCAGGGGACCGUGAGUUCCAUCCCAUUGUCCCUCUCUGGUUCACCUGCCCAUCCUGUGUGCGGAGGGGACAGUGCCACUCCUCCGGCUGCUGGUGGGGUAGCUGUGGCCCAGCCCAGGGUUCCCAGGGGGUAUUGCUGGGGACAGAGAUCCUCCAUCCUCCCGUGGCUGCUGGAGCACAGCAGCAUCUGCAAACCACCAGAGCUGAGCUACAGGGCAGGGGGCUCCGAGCACUGGGAAGGAUGAAGCAGGGCUGGACCGGGGAGGCCACGGGCAGAGGUGGCUGGUGGAACCACAGCACCAUCACCAGGUGUUCAAGCACUGCUGAGCCCAGCCCUCACUCCCCUCCCCGAGCCUCUCACAGCAGCCCACCGAUCCCAGCACCCUCCUGGUGCCCCUGGGCUCCCCCUCCAAGAGCGACUCCAGAGGCAGGGUCAGCCCCAAGCCCCAACACCCAACUCCCCCUGCAGUCAAUAAAAGGCAGAUGCCAACGAAGCUGAA